Molecule: messenger RNA, 2462 nt
Organism: Sphaerulina musiva SO2202
Lineage: Eukaryota; Fungi; Ascomycota; Dothideomycetes; Mycosphaerellales; Mycosphaerellaceae
Exons: 1
Coding region: 826-2388 (520 amino acids)
Biological process (GO): polysaccharide biosynthetic process
Cellular component (GO): membrane
Molecular function (GO): acyltransferase activity, transferring groups other than amino-acyl groups
Source: RefSeq, a predicted model, not a curated record
CUACCGCCCGGGCCCGAUAGCAGACGAGAUGAGUCGACGACAUCCCCGAGUCCCAACCAGACGAGACAGCAUGGCCGCCCGGACCACAGCGCGCGAGGACGGGGACGAGGGAUCGAGGAUGAGGUGAAGGACCAUGAGUCUACGACAACGCUCCCCAGGGCGGAAGCGGGGCCGCCUCAGAACCAGAUCGCCCUCUGUCAGACAUGCUCUGCGGCUGGCAAGUCAGUUCAGUGAUGCCGCGAGAAGAUCAGUUCAGUGUUCCAUACACUGGCUGCUAUGCUGUGACUGCCGCAGAUCAUCAACUCUUGUCUCGGCGCGUCAACCAUGGCGCUCACCCACGCGCGUGCCAGGCUGCUGAUGGCGCGAGCAAUUCUUCUGCCGCCACAACGAACGGCAAUUGGAGCGGUACAGGAAAUGAACGAAUCUCAGGAACAGACUACUCUAGCCCGGUAGUGAUGGUGGUGGUGAUGGUGAUGAGCUUGCAGCGCGCUGCACGCCUUCAGCCUCGCGAUGUGGCUACGUGGCUAGAGCUGCAGGCUGCGCUCCCGGUCCUGCACGGACUCAUAGCCCAUCCCGUCUUUGGGCACGGCUCGUUCGUUUGGUCUGCAUUUCUCGUUGUAGGAGUCAGCACUGCAAACUUUCGGUGUCGGGACUACCGAGCCAUUGGAAUUCCAGUCCCGGCGUGUCUCGGUCGUUGUGUUGCCGGUCUCACAGGAGUGACUGCAACGCGCCCUUGACGGCAGUCUUGUGCUACUAAAAAAACAUCACUGGAAGUUUUCACGCUCGAGCAAACAUUGCUGAAGGAGUCAGGACCUCAUCGAUAGCAUGGCCACAAACGAUGCAUCAGAUGCCGCGAUGGCAGAGAAGCACCUGCUUGAGAUGCAAAACCUCCUACAACAGAAACACUCAUUCCAAGGUGAUGAACCCUAUGAGAAGAACGCCUCCACCGCGCUUGGCGGUGUCAAGUCAUUGCGCUCCCGACUAUGGUGGCCCAAGAGAGCCUCUCCUGCGGGACCUGUGAAAGAAAGGCCCAGCAGUCCUGCGAAGGAGCGUUUACGACGAACAGCAUAUCUCGAUGGCCUACGUGGAGUCGCAGCACUACUGGUCUAUUCUCUGCAUCAUCAGAACUGGGCUCGUGCGAAUGUGGUCGAGAGAGGCAUCCUCGAAAAUGCCUAUGGCUGGGAGAGGCACUAUUACUUUGCAACUUUGCCAGGGUUUCGCGUCUUCUUCUCGGGCGGUCACACCGCGGUCGCCAUCUUCUUCGUCAUCUCCGGAUAUGUGCUGUCUGUAAAGCCAUUGGGCAUGAUCAUGGGCGGACCGAGUGAAGCAGCGAGCCUGUCCAGGAACGUGGGUUCUGCACUGUUUCGUCGCUGGAUUCGACUCUACAUUCCCGUAUUAGCAACGACAUUCAUAUUCAUGACAUGUUGGCAUCUGUUUGGAAUCCAAUCAAGCCACCCUAUGGCGCUCAAACCCGAGAAGACCUAUAUGGACGAACUGUGGAGGUUCUAUUGCGACUUCAAAAAUUUCAGCUUCAUCUUCUCGGAAAACACGAACCACUACAACGACCACACCUGGUCUAUCGCAAUGGAAUUUCGAGGCUCGAUCGUGGUCUACACCUCUCUACUUGCACUUGCUGAAUGCGCAACAAACAUGAGACUCCUGUGUGAAGCAGGCCUGGUUUACUACUUCCUGUAUAUUGUGGAUGGAUGGUACUGCGCACUCUUCAUGGUGGGCGUGUUUCUGUGCGAUCUGGACCUGCUACUACUAUCGGAUCAGGCUCCAAAGAUGUUUCGACGGAAUAUCGGCAAGUGGUUCUGGUGGCUAUUGUUCAUCAUCGCCUUGUAUCUGGCCGGUGUGCCAUCAGCCAGUAACGAAAUCCGUGACCUCAAGACAGAACCUGGCUGGUAUUACCUCGCCUACCUGAAGCCGCAGGCCAUGUGGGAUUUCCGCUGGUUCUUCCGUUUCUGGGCUGCGACAUUCGCUAUGAUUUCCAUUCCGCGUCUGCCAGUCAAGAAAUUCUUCGAGACUGCAUUCUGCCAAUACCUUGGCAAGGUCUCAUUUGCGCUCUAUCUGGUACAUGGUCCGAUACUUUGGACAGUUGGAGACAGGAUAUAUGCAGCAACAGGUCGACCACAAGAGAGCUCGUUCGCCAUGGCACCCAACUGGAUCAAUCUUUUCCAGUUUCCGAGCUGGGGACCGUUCUGUCUGGAGACGAAUUACCUGGCAGCCCAUCUGAUACUAUUGCCACUCACUCUGGGAGUCGCUGAGCUUGUGACAAACCUUAUUGAUGAACCCAGCGUCAAUUUGGCGCAAUUGGCGUUCACAACAGCUACUCGGAGGCCCAGAGCAUCUUCCGAGUGGCGCACAGCAAGUCAAAGAAUCAAGUGAUGGAUAAUGACGCCUCGCGGGGAAUGUUAUGUUAGCAAAGCAAAUGUAAUCGAUGAACCACUUUCCAACAAACG